UUUUUCCUUAUAACUAAUUUUUUAGGAGUUGGGAUAUUAUCAACCCCAUAUGCACUAGCAUCAGGAGGAUGGUUAAGCUUGAUUCUUCUUUUCGCCAUUGCCACUGCUGCAUUCUUCUCUGGCUUAUUAAUCCAAAGAUGCAUGGAUUCGAAUUCGAAUAUCCGAACUUAUCCCGACAUCGGCAAGCAUGCCUUCGGGAAGAAAGGAAAAUUGAUAGUCUCCAUUUUCAUGUACAUCGAGCUUUACUUAGUUGCUACAGGAUUCUUGAUUUUAGAAGGAGAUAAUCUUCAAAAGUUGUUCCCAAAUAUGGAAUUUGAAGUUGGUCAAGGACUAACAAUUGGUGGGAAACGAGGCUUUAUCAUACUAGUAAGCCUCAUAGUAUUGCCUACAGUUUGGUUAGAUAACUUGAGCCUUCUUUCAUAUGUGUCAGCCAGUGGGGUAUUAGCUUCUGGAAUCACACUUGGUUCCAUUAUAUGGACUGGUGCGUUUGAAGGGAUUGGGUUUCAACAAAAGGGAACAUUGGUCAAUUGGGAUGGAAUGUUGACUGCUAUCAGCUUAUAUGCUUUCUGCUAUUGUGCACAUCCAGUUUUCCCUACACUCUACACUUCUAUGAAGAAAAAACAUCAGUUCUCCAAUGUACUGGUUGUAUGCUUUAUCUUGUGUACCAUCACGUAUGCAUCAACGGCAAUCUUCGGGUACUUAAUGUUCGGUCCACAAAUUCAAUCACUGGUAACAUUGAGUCUUCCAGCAAGCAAGAUCAGUUCAAAAGUGGCCAUCUACACGACCCUGGUGAACCCCAUAACGAAAUACGCAUUGAUGGUUACUCCAAUCGUUAAUGCCAUUAAAACCCGGUUUCCAUGCUGUUACAACCCGGGAUUCCUCACCAUCUUCAUUGGCACCAACUUGUUGAUCAGCACCGUUUUCGUGGCACUGGCGAUUCCGUUCUUUGGUUCACUGAUGUCCCUGGUGGGAGCACUUUUAAGUAUCACUGCUUCUGUAAUACUUCCAUGCUUAUGCUACUUGAAGAUUUCAGGUAUUUAUCGAAGAUUCAAUGGCCAAUUGGUUGGUAUAUGCCUUAUAAUUAUAGUGGGUGUUUGUCUGGUUAUUUUUGGCACUUACGCAUCUGUUCUAGAUAUUAUAGGCAAUUUAUAAAUGUCAAUGACUUAAACCCGAAGUUUAGUUUGAUUAAUUUAUGCAUUUACUUCUAUGCAUUUGCAUUUAGAAGGUUUAAAUUUUAAAUAUUGACAUAUGCAACUCA
Molecule: messenger RNA, 1258 nt
Organism: Gossypium raimondii (Peruvian cotton)
Lineage: Eukaryota; Viridiplantae; Streptophyta; Magnoliopsida; Malvales; Malvaceae
Product: amino acid transporter AVT1I
Exons: 2
Coding region: 142-1152 (336 amino acids)
Cellular component (GO): plasma membrane
Source: RefSeq, a predicted model, not a curated record